Molecule: messenger RNA, 708 nt
Organism: Colletotrichum orchidophilum
Lineage: Eukaryota; Fungi; Ascomycota; Sordariomycetes; Glomerellales; Glomerellaceae
Exons: 1
Coding region: 1-708 (235 amino acids)
Biological process (GO): transmembrane transport
Cellular component (GO): fungal-type vacuole membrane
Molecular function (GO): transmembrane transporter activity
Source: RefSeq, a predicted model, not a curated record
AUGCGCCUUCUAGGGUUGAUAUACCUAGUCCUUGCGAUUCCGACCAACCUAUGUCUACGAACGCGUCUCCCUCCCAGCCAAGCCUUCGCUGCCAUCUGGCCAGACUUUCACUUGUUCAAGGACCCAAGAUUCUUAUCAUGUUGUGGAGGAAUCUUCUUUAUGGAGUACGGCGUGCUUAUUCCACUCACUUAUAUUGUGUCAUUUUCAGUAAGCAAGGGACAAACCGCCAAUGCAGGCUACAUAUUGCCGAUUCUUCUCAAUGCCGGUAGCGUUGUCGGACGGGUCGUUCCGGGCUUCAUAUCAGACAGGAUUGGUCGAUUCAACACCAUUAUACUUACUGUGGGAUUGUGUAUGGUGUCAGUCUUUGCACUCUGGCUACCUGCGGGAAGCUCAUGGUCAACUGUACUAGCAUUCACCUUCGUAUUCGGGUUUGCGAGUGGUGGUAACGUGAGUCUGAUCCCGGCUUGCAUUGGCCAGCUGUGUGACUCUCGAGAUUACGGUCGGUUCUUGUCCACUGCCAUGCUUUCAGCAAGUUUUGGGACCUUGACAGGCAUCCCUCUUGGGGGUCUGCUCCUAGGCAACGGCGAUUCUAACACAGGAUGGACAUCAUUAAUAUUAUUCUCUGGUUUUUCGUAUACUGUGUCUCUCAUCUGUUAUAUGGUGGCAAGGAUAAUGGUCAUUGGACCAAAUCCUUUGUCUAUGUUCUGA